UGAUAUUUUGCGCACUGAUUCUUCAAAGAAAACCUGAACCUUGCUUCUAUUUAAAGAGCCUCAGAAAUAUGCUUUUCAGCCACCUGUUAGCUGAUACUCAUUGCCUCAGUCUACAAAGGAAGAUGAUCAUGAUCACAUGGUUGCUACUGUUCUCACUCUUCAGACAAAGCACGCAAGAUGGACAAGGAGAGGGUGUUUUGCGUUGUGGACCUCAGAAUGUGACUCUUGACUACGACAGUUUCCUGUUAAAGUGGGAAGAUGACCCUUCUUGCUCUGUGAUACGAGAUGGGCUCGUGUACGAGCUGCAGCUUCUCAUAGCAGACAAACCUGUACACAAUGGUGAAGUUGUUGUGGCACCUGCACAGAUAGGAUCUACUCAUUCCUGGAAAUGGACUUCCCAUUUACCAUCGCAGUGUGCUCGCCCUUCAGUCCGGCUCAGGUCCCAAUACAACAACCAAUCAAGCACAUGGAUGCAGAAGACGCUACCUGACCAGGGUGAAAUACUGGUUCUCCCAAGAGACCAAAUAUUCAAGGUGGGCAGCACAGCCACAUUCUGCUGCAUGGUGCCAGACGGGGCAAGUAUUAAAACAAUGUUUCUACAUGACUACAAAGGCACUAAUGUAACGACUACAAAGAACAGUGAACAUGUGCACUCCCUGACUGUUCACCUGGACCAAGAAUCAGAAAACUGGAGUGAUGUAAUAUGUGAAACAACCAAAGGAAACAUCAGCGGAGCCAGUUUUCACGUCAGCUACCCUCCUGAUGACAGUGAUCUUCAGUGUGAAACCCGGGAUCUGGAAUCAAUCGAUUGUUUUUGGAACGUAGGAAGGGCAGCAAACGAACAUCCUGCAAUGGAAAGAACAUAUCAGCUCCAAGGAAGCCCAUGCAUCAAUGGACGUUCAGGAAAAUGCUCACAAAAAGUAGAGGUGGAUGCAGUUGAGAGGAACUGGACCUUAACAGCAACUAAUCGGCUGGGAAAGCUGGAGAUCCAUGACAAGGCAAACCUGACCAAAAGAGUGCACAUGGUCGCUCCAGACAAAGUGGCAGCUUCAACUGUGAACCCCAGAAACAUCAGUCUGAAAUGGAGCUGGACUGUGAAGAAGUACAGUAAUCUCAACCUCACAUGCCAAGUAGAUGUCAGUGAUGGAAACUCUAAUACCAAAGUUUUCCAGACUGAAAACUUUGGAGUUGGCCUCACAGCUGCAGUUAUCAAGGACUUGAUACCACACUGGGACUAUGUUGUGAGGGUCCGAUGUGGAACAGCACAGCAUUUCUGGAAAUGGGGUGACUGGAGCAAAAGUGUCAAAAUCUGCUCAAAGGUCGCUCUUGGAGCCCCCAGCCUGAUUGAAAAGAACCUGAACAUCAGUUCGUACACCUUCAUGGUAAACGCACAAACAGCAGUUUCAUCCAACACCGUUACCUUGAAUCCAUCGACUUACUUGACAGUGCUGACCUUGACAGCCCUGGGAGCAGUUUUUAUUAUUUUGUCCAUCUGCACAAUCCUCUCCUACAGACACCGGAUGUGCAUCAAGCACAAAGUUCAUUCACCAAUCCCAAAGCCGGUGCUGACAGACAAGUGGCUGACAUCACCAAAUGAACAUACGUUUGAUCAUCAUCACUUCGGUCAGAGUCACUACAGCGAGGCGAUAACAAGGAAGAAAAAAUUCCCAACAGCUGACAUGACACAUGAAGACGUGGCUAAAUACACGUCUAGUAAAACCAGUGACUCAGUGCGGCUCCCAGUGCAGCUGCAGAUCAGCUUAAAUAAACACGGGAGGAUUAUCAUGAUCGCAUGGUUGUUACUGCUGUCACUCUCCACAACGAGCACACAAGAUGGACAAGAAAACAGUGUUUUGCGUUGUGGACCUCAGAAUGUGACUCUUGACUACGACAGUUUCCUGUUAAAGUGGGAAGAUGACCCUUCUUGCUCUGUGAUACGAGAUGGGCUCGUGUACGAGCUGCAGCUUCUCAUAGCAGACAAACCUGUACACAAUGGUGAAGUUGUUGUGGCACCUGCACAGAUAGGAUCUACUCAUUCCUGGAAAUGGACUUCCCAUUUACCAUCGCAGUGUGCUCGCCCUUCAGUCCAGCUCAGGUCCCAAUACAACAACCAAUCAAGCACAUGGAUGCAGAAGACGCUACCUGACCAGGGUGAAAUACUGAUUCUCUCAAGAGACCAAAUAUUCAAGGUGGGCAGCACAGCCACAUUCUGCUGCAUGGUGCCAGACGGGGCAAGUAUUAAAACAAUGUUUCUACAUGACUACAAAGGCACUAAUGUAACGACUACAAAGAACAGUGAACAUGUGCACUCCCUGACUGUUCACCUGGACCAAGAAUCAGAAAACUGGAGUGAUGUAAAAUGUGAAACAACCAAAGGAAACAUCAACGGAGCCAGUUUUCACGUCAGCUACCCUCCUGAUGACAAUGAUCUUCAGUGUGAAACCCGGGAUCUGGAAUCAAUCGAUUGUUUUUGGAACGUAGGAAGGGCAGCAAACGAACAUCCUGCAAUGGAAAGAACAUAUCAGCUCCAAGGAAGCCCAUGCAUCAAUGGACGUUCAGGAAAAUGCUCACAAAAAGUAGAGGUGGAUGCAGUUGAGAGGAACUGGACCUUAACAGCAACUAAUCGGCUGGGAAAGCUGGAGAUCCAUGACAAGGCAAACCUGACCAAAAGAGUGCACAUGGUCGCUCCAGACAAAGUGGCAGCUUCAACUGUGAACCCCAGAAACAUCAGUCUGAAAUGGAGCUGGACUGUGAAGAAGUACAGUAAUCUCAACCUCACAUGCCAAGUAGAUGUCAGUGAUGGAAACUCUAAUACCAAAGUUUUCCAGACUGAAAACUUUGGAGUUGGCCUCACAGCUGCAGUUAUCAAGGACUUGAUACCACACUGGGACUAUGACGUGAGGGUCCGAUGUGGAACAGCACAGCAUUUCUGGAAAUGGAGUGACUGGAGCAAAAGUGUCAAAAUCCGCACAAAGGGUGAUGUUCCAGAUGCUCUUGACGUGUGGAUGAAGGUGAAGGAAGAUCAGACUGUAAUCUCCUGGAAGGUGCCAUUGGCCAAUCAGAGCCAUGGAGAAAUCUUUGACUACAAAGUGGCCUGGGCAAAGACCAAAGACAAAAAUCAGUCAAUCCAAACCAAUGUGUCCAGAAGCAAUCACAGUCUUACACUCACGCUGGACCCCAGUGAGGAGUACAUGGUCACCGUCACGGCUAGAAACAUAAACGGCAGCUCAUCCCCAUCAACCAUCAUCAUCCCCCACCGUAAUCUAGAUAAAUCCGAGGUGAAGACCUCCUGGAUCAGUGGCAGCAAUGGUAGCUUCUUCCUGUCCUGGCCUGUUAGUCCUAACACCAGCUGUGGCUACAUAGUGGACUGGUGUCCAGUCUUCGGUAAAUGCUACUUCGAGUGGAUGAAAGUGCCUCCCAACAGAACUAAUACCACAAUUUUUUCAAAGAACUUUGAAGAUGGUCGGAGAUACCUGCUGUCCAUAUACGCCUGCACUGAGGGAGCUCCGGUGCUACUACAGAGAAGAGAGGGCUACAUCAGAGAGACCAAAAUAGAAGGCGAGCUCUUUAAACUGAAAAACAAACAGGAAGACUCGGCUGUUGAAGUAUCCUGGGAGCCCAUACCUCUGGAAAAGCAGACUGCUUCCAUCCAUGGAUAUAUUCUCUACUACCAGGACAAGAGCGGGAACGUUUUUAACGUGAGCACAGAUGAUCCUGAAGCCACCAGCCUCACUGCAAAGAACCUGAACAUCAGUACGUACACCUUCACGGUGACAGCAUCAACAGGAUUUGGACUUUGUGGUAAUACAUCCAUCGAUGUCACCUUGAGUCCCCCGGCUGAUCAACUGAUAAUGCUGAUCUUGAUAUCCCUGGGAGCAGUUUUUCUUAUUCUGCCUGUCAGCAUAAUCAUCUGCUACAGACACUGGGCAUGCAUCAAGCACAAAGUCUAUCCUCCAAUCCCAAAGCCAGUGCUGACCGACCAGUGGCUGACAUUACCAGAUGAACAUACGAGUCAUCGUCUUCAUUUUGAUCAGAGUCACUACAGUGAGGUCUUGGAUGUUCCUAAGCUGCAUGAUCAAUUCAGACCACCACAGCCUGUUGUUGACCAGGACUACAAGCCUUUUACCUUCUCUCAGACUCCCAAAGGUUACUACAAUAAGCCUCUGAAGAAAUCCCAGCCAUGUCUCACUUUACCCACUACAGGCCUCACAUCUCAGCCAGGCUUGCCAUCUUCUCCAAUCAAUGGCGUAUUUCCUAAUCCGUCGUACAAGCCAUCGUACAACCUGGUAAUGCAGAGUGAGGACCGGGAAUUCAAAUCAGGGCCCGAGGUCCAUGAGGGAAUAUCUUUCAUCAGAAGCUUUAGUGGAUACCAGCCUCAGAGUCCUGACGAGACCUUUACCACAACUGAGUUAGAGGAGUACCCAAACAGUCCCAUAUCCUGUAAGUCCACGUACAUUUUGCUACCACAGAAGACAUCCAACUAGCUGCUGCAUAUGUGAACACAUUUAAGCCUAA
Pelmatolapia mariae (spotted tilapia) is the source of this 4515-nucleotide messenger RNA. RefSeq names its product leukemia inhibitory factor receptor-like. Lineage: Eukaryota; Metazoa; Chordata; Actinopteri; Cichliformes; Cichlidae. Gene Ontology annotation, cellular component: membrane; signaling receptor complex; external side of plasma membrane. Gene Ontology annotation, molecular function: cytokine receptor activity; cytokine binding. Gene Ontology annotation, biological process: cytokine-mediated signaling pathway. Bases 69 to 4484 code for a protein of 1471 amino acids. The transcript has 30 exons. The record is from RefSeq and is a predicted model, not a curated record.